AUGCUGUCAAACUUGGACGGUGGAAGGAAGAGGGGUGGUGAUUCAGGUAAUGGGAAAUUGUUGAAUGAGAUUGAGACUAUAAGCAAAGCCUUAUACGUAGAUAAAAACCCCUCUAGGAGUUCAAUUCCUGCGGGAAGUAACCCUUCAGGAUCUAUAGGAAAGUCCCGCGUACCUGAUCUAAAAUCAAAGCCUAAAUCUGUUGGUGAGAACUUGUUAGCUAAAGAGAAGAGGUCCUUUUGGAAUUGGAAGCCCUUGAAGGCUUUUUCCCAUAUCCGAAACCGUAGGUUUAACUGCUGCUUCUCUCUUCAAGUCCAUUCCAUUGAAGGGUUGCCCUCCGCUUUGAAUGAAAUUAGUCUUUGUGUACAUUGGAAGAGGCGGGAUGGAAUUUUCGUUACUAAUCCAGUGAAGGUUGUUCAAGGCACGGCCAAAUUUGAAGAGAAGUUGACCCACACGUGCUCAGUAUAUGGUAGUAGGAGUGGACCCCACCAUUCAGCAAAGUAUGAGGCAAAGCAUUUUUUGCUAUAUGCUUCUGUGUUUGGUGCACCAGAACUUGAUCUGGGGAAGCAUAGGAUUGAUCUCACCAGGUUGCUUCCUCUGACAUUGGAGGAGUUAGGGGAGGAGAAAAGCUCAGGGAACUGGACAACGAGUUUUAGAUUAUCAGGAAAGGCUAAAGGUGGUUCAUUGAAUGUUAGUUUUGGGUAUACAGUGCUGGGGGAUAAUCCCAGUGCAACAGAAAAUAGCCAGAAUGUUCCUGAGGUGUUGACUUCGAGGCAGAAUAACUCGAGUAUGGCAACAACAGCAGGCAUGAAAUAUGGCCAGGUUGAUAGCAGGAGCAGUAUAAGGCGUGCUGGAACUCUUCCUAAACAACGGUCACGGGCCUCAUCUCAAUCCGUAGAGGACAUAAAGGAUCUUCAUGAGGUUUUGCCUAUAUCAAGGUCGGAACUUUCCAGUUCGGUGAAUACACUUUAUCAGAAAUUUGAUGAAGAAGAGAAGUCAGAUACUCCAGUUGAUUACAAGCCUGAACUUGAUGUGUGCACAGAGCAUCUUGAAGCAAUGAAAACAAAUCCCUUCCCUUCACCUGAUUCUGGUCAAAAAGUAGAAAAUGGGUGUGAAAAUGAUUUUUCUGUAGUUGAACAGGGCAUAGAAUUACCAGCUAAUGAACUGAAAGAAUCAGAAGUUAUUACACACGCUGCUGAUGCUUCUCCAGCCGAAACCCAUUUUUCUGAAACCACCAGCAGUGUACAGGUAGCAGUUGAAGGUGAAACUAAGCUUGAAUCCCAGGUUGAGGAAAAAGGUAGUUGUACAGAUGACCUUGUGGUAUGUGAGUUCACUUCCAGAGAAGAUGACUUAUGCACUAAAGAAUCACUCAUGAAAGAACUAGAGUCAGCUUUAGAUAUUGUGUCAGAUCUGGAGAGAGCAGCACUAGAAUCACCUGAAGACAAAAGAAGUUGCGUGGAAGGUAAUCUAACGAAAAUGAUGGGGAGGUCGCAUAGCUUGGAUGAGGUUACAGAAUCUGUUGCAAAUGAGUUCUUGAGCAUGCUAGGGAUGGAGCAUAGUCCAUUUUCCUUGAGUUCUGAGAGUGAUCCCGAGUCUCCAAGAGAGCGUCUGCUAAGACAAUUUGAGCAGGAAGCCCUUGCUGGAGGUUGUUCUUUAUUUGAUUUUGAGGACAUAGGAAAUGGUGACCAAGCAGAAUGUGGCUACGCGGGUUCAACUGAGUCUGGUUGGGAGAACUUAUCUGAUAGUUUUGAACUUUCAUCUGUGAUUCAAGCUGCAGAGGAAGAACAUCAGAUAGCAACUCAGGAAGUAAGGAGUAAAGAAAAGGCCAAAAUGUUAGAGGACUUGGAGACGGAAUCCUUAAUGCGUGAGUGGGGCUUGAAUGAGAUGGCCUUUCAACAUUCUCCACCAAAAAGUUCUGCUAGUUUUGGAAGUCCAAUAGAUUUGCCUGCUGAAGAACCACUUGAUUUGCCUCCUCUUGGAGAAGGGUUAGGUCCUUUUCUUCAGACAAAGAAUGGAGGGUUUUUGCGGUCCAUGAAUCCUUCACUUUUCAGCAAUACCAAAAGUGGUGGGAACUUGAUCAUGCAGGUUUCCAGUCCAGUUGUGGUACCGGCAGAAAUGGGUUCUGGGGUAAUUGAGAUAUUGCAGCAUUUGGCAUCAGUAGGAAUUGAGAAGCUUUCAAUGCAGGCAAACAAGUUAAUGCCCUUGGAAGAUAUCACUGGAAAGACAAUGGAACAACACUGA
Prunus armeniaca (apricot) is the source of this 2238-nucleotide messenger RNA. The record is from the annotation of a GenBank genome assembly. NCBI's taxonomy places the organism in Eukaryota, Viridiplantae, Streptophyta, Magnoliopsida, Rosales, Rosaceae.